AUGAGUUCAUCAUUAUUAAAAGGUGUCUUCAAGAGAGAGUCAGGUGAAAGACGGUAUCGAAGACAAAUGAAGAAAGAUAACACUUCAGUUGAUGAAAUGGGUGACAUGCUGUCCACUCCAUUCAUGUCAUCUACAACAAAUGAACAAAAUCACAGUGUUAUGACGAAAGAUUCAAAUCCGGAAGUUUACGUAACAUUUUCGGUGCGAAUAUAUUUGAAGGAAGGACACAAUUUGGUGAUUCGAGAUGCUUCAGGAAGCAGUGAUCCGUACGUCAAAUUUAAAUAUAAAAGUCGAACUUAUUUCAAAAGUUCAACAAUUUAUAAGAAUUUAAAUCCAAUUUGGGAUGAAGAAUUUACAUUAUUAAUAGACGAUCCUACCACACCAAUUUGUAUGGACGUAUAUGAUUAUGACCGUUGGGCAACUGAUGACUAUAUGGGUGGCGCUGUUAUCGAUCUCAGUCAAUUAAGACUUUUUCAGAUGACAACAAUGAAAUUGAAACUGCGGGAAGAAGGGAAUGAUGAAAAUAUGGGUGAAGUCGAUGUUGUGAUCACAAUUUCUCCUCUAACUGCUUGUGAAAAAGAUGAGUUUUUAAAAAAAGCAACGCGUGGAAUAAUUAGUGAACGACCGAAAAGGACACCUCAAAAAAUGACACAAGUUUGGUCAUCAAUUGUAAACAUUGUUUUAAUCGAAGGGCGAAAUUUGAUGAUGGCAGAUAACCCCGAAAACAAUUUUCCAGAUCCGUUUGUAAAAUUUAAACUUGGAAGCGAGAAAUAUAAAAGCAGGCCCGUAAUACGGAGCAGUAAUCCGAAAUGGUUGGAGCAAUUCGAUCUGCAUAUGUUCGAUGAACCAAAACAUACACUUGAGAUGAUGGUUAUUGAUAAGAAAACGAAUUUAGAUAUUGGGAGAUGCAGUUUAGAUUUAGACAAGUUGGAAAAAGAAACUCCGAAUCAGAUGUUUUGUGAACUUGAUCGUGGUACUGGUUCCAUUCUCGUUCUCAUAUCAGUAACAGGUACAUCGUCUACCGAUGCAAUUAUUGAUUUGUCUGAUUUUUCCGGUGAUGAUGUAAGGAAUGCUAUCAUUGAAAAAUAUAGUUUGCGAAGAACGCAUGAAUGCUUCCGUGAUAUUGGUUUUCUUACUGUGAAAGGUUAA
Messenger RNA from Loa loa (African eye worm), 1149 nucleotides. RefSeq names its product C2 domain-containing protein. The record is from RefSeq and is a predicted model, not a curated record. Gene Ontology annotation, biological process: regulation of neurotransmitter secretion. Gene Ontology annotation, cellular component: synaptic vesicle membrane. Bases 1 to 1149 code for a protein of 382 amino acids. NCBI's taxonomy places the organism in Eukaryota, Metazoa, Nematoda, Chromadorea, Rhabditida, Onchocercidae. The transcript is spliced from 10 exons. Gene Ontology annotation, molecular function: calcium ion binding.